This is a messenger RNA of Thamnophis elegans (Western terrestrial garter snake), 515 nucleotides long. RefSeq names its product cell division cycle 26 (gene CDC26). Gene Ontology annotation, biological process: anaphase-promoting complex-dependent catabolic process; regulation of mitotic cell cycle; protein K11-linked ubiquitination. Bases 113 to 370 code for a protein of 85 amino acids. Gene Ontology annotation, cellular component: anaphase-promoting complex. The record is from RefSeq and is a predicted model, not a curated record. NCBI's taxonomy places the organism in Eukaryota, Metazoa, Chordata, Lepidosauria, Squamata, Natricidae. The transcript is spliced from 2 exons.
AGGAGGGCCUCUAUGAUGCGUUUCCGGCAGCGGAGGGGAGAGGGGGCUUUGUAAAAAGGACGGUGUUGCGCAUGCGCGCCUAGAGGCAUCCGCUGGACCGGCCAGCGAGAGGAUGCUGCGGAGGAAGCCCACCCGGCUGGAGCUGAAGCUGGACGACAUCGAGGAGUUCGAGGGGGCCCGCAAGGAGCUGGAGGCGCAUAAAAAGCAGCGGGAAGAGGUUGACAUGGUGGGAACCAAUGAGGGCGAAGGGGCCCUGGCGUUGAAUCCCGAUCCCAAGAGCUGGGAGCAAGUUAUUCAUGACCGGAUCGGCUACAAACCUCAGCCGAAACCCAGCAACCGUUCGUCGCAGUUUGGGAACUUCGAAUUCUAGAGCGAUGGGGCGGAGCGGGGUUGCACCACUGUCUCUCUGCGGAGCGUGCUUUAGCGAAGAUUAUGACAAGCUGAUUUACGAUGAGAACAGAUGGAGGAGCCAUAAGGAUUUUUAUCCUUCUGGAAGAUAAAAGACUUUUCUAUUC